Molecule: messenger RNA, 441 nt
Organism: Plenodomus lingam JN3
Lineage: Eukaryota; Fungi; Ascomycota; Dothideomycetes; Pleosporales; Leptosphaeriaceae
Source: RefSeq, a predicted model, not a curated record
AUGGGUACUAGCGGAAAGUUGCAUCUUCAUGCCAUGCUCAAUGCCCACCUUGGUAUCCGCCUUGGUAUCAGGUUGGGUAUCAACGUCAGUAUUGAGCGUGGUAUCACUAUCUCGCGACAUCAAGCACAAUUCCAUUCUGCGCAUAGCGUCAAGGCCAGGCGGAAGAGAAAUGCUCCUCACUUUGACAAGUUUUGCGACCUCUCGACUUAUUCAAGCAUAUUCGCAUGGGAUGUGUGGGUGGCGCGCUUGGAUUUCUGCUGCACGGUACUGGAUAACUGUUAUGCGCGAGGGAGGCUCCAUCACAUCGGCCCAGGGGGCGGUGAGGACAGCAGUGUUGUGAAGGUCGACUCGGACUACGAAGAGAGAGGGCGUACGCAAACUACAAAGACAUUGCCCAAUUACAAAGCGAGAAUACGCUGGUCAGAGACCGAGUCCAGUUGA